AUGAAAAGCAGUGGAUUCAAAUGGGCUGUGCGCCAUGGUGACCUUCUGAUAAUCAAACAGCUGUUGGAUUAUGGGGGAGAUAUCACCUCCUUAGAAUCUGGUUAUCCACUACUCCUGGCUAUUAAAAAGGGAGACGUCGAGGUUCUGAAAUUUCUGUUAACAAACGCUUCAAAAAAUUAUAUGAAAAGAGCACUUGCACAACCAAUUGAUGCUAAGAAAACUACAGUACUGCAUUGGGCAAUCUCUCUUGCUGAUGUGCCAUGUGUCAAGGUAUUACUAGAAGAAAGUGUUGAUGUUGGUAUCACAAAUCAGGAUCUUUACCGCCCGCUAGAUUAUUUAUUCAAAAGAACGCGAACAGGACUUUUUGAUCACUAUGCAGAGAUUAUUAGGCUCUUUCUUGAUAUACAUCCCGCUGAGGUUUUCAAGCCCCUGCAUGGUGAGAGUCCAUGGGAUCACCCGGGAAGAAAAACUCCUUUGAUCUUAGCAGUAAGGCAAAGGUCUCUAAAGCUCGUGAAUAUUAUUAUCAAGGCCAGUCUUCUACUUAACAAGUAUCGAACUAGCGAAUUUAUCAAUGAGGAUGGGGGAUAUGGAGCGGCUGCUCUUUCUUUUGUCUGCGAUGCAUCUAAAUGGCCUUGUGAUCAAAAUGGACGGGACCAGGUUCUUGCUAUUGCCAAAACGUUGUUGCUACAUGGGGCUGAUGUCAAUAAAGAAAUAAGCAGUAACGGGCAACGAAUUUACUUGCCUAUAUACAGGAGUUGUUUCAGGCCACCUUCAAUUGAUCAUCCUCGCCAAAUAUUGAACACGAUUAGACUUCAGCAUGAUAUAAUCUCUUUGCUGAUCGACAAUGGUGCCGAUGUGAAAAUACGAGAAAACUUCCAAGGAUCCUCUGAUUACCGCUUUCCGUGUAUAAGGUUUCUGGAUACUACCGAGUAUUACAGUAUUUAUGUAUUAGAUUCUGGGAAGCUUUAUCUAGAACCUGAGGACAUUUUGCAAGAUACCCAUACAACAUUGAGGUUUGAAGAGGAUGCACCUAAUACCAUGUCUCCAUCUUAUACCUUAAACGCAUGGAGUGGCGAACUAGAAUCCGAAGAAGAGGAAAAAGAGGAAAUAUUGCGUCUCUUACAAGCGACGUUUAAAAAGCUUUUGAAAAAUAUGGAAGUCAAUGAUUUUAGCAGAUAUUGUGGAGGAAACGAAAUCACAUUACUACAUCGGGCAAGUGUUAUUCCUGGUAUUUUUGGCGUCCAUGCCACCCAAAUAUUGUUAGAGAAGGGUGCCAAAAUACAUGAACAGGAUACAUAUUCCAGAACACCGCUCGAGCAUGCGGUUGAGAAAAACAUGAAUACAAUUUCUAUUCCUUGUUACGAUGCUGGCAGAGAGAGCAAAAGCGGAUGA
This is a messenger RNA of Talaromyces proteolyticus, 1392 nucleotides long. Its product is annotated as ankyrin repeat-containing domain protein. The coding region runs from base 1 to 1392 and encodes 463 amino acids. The record is from RefSeq and is a predicted model, not a curated record. Gene Ontology annotation, molecular function: protein binding. NCBI's taxonomy places the organism in Eukaryota, Fungi, Ascomycota, Eurotiomycetes, Eurotiales, Trichocomaceae. The transcript has a single exon.